Molecule: messenger RNA, 378 nt
Organism: Fusarium musae
Lineage: Eukaryota; Fungi; Ascomycota; Sordariomycetes; Hypocreales; Nectriaceae
Exons: 2
Coding region: 1-378 (125 amino acids)
Source: RefSeq, a predicted model, not a curated record
AUGUCACGUUCCCAUGCUAUCUCCGAUUUCGCCGAGGCAAACCGGAGAAUUGCCUUAAAACAGUACCUCACACCGGUGAACCUAGCUAGGCUACCUAAAGAGGAGGAUAUCAACGAAAUGCUGAGAAAUCAGGAGAUAGUGAAGCAAUUACUGCAGCAAGUCAACUCACUGCAAUCCUCUCUAAGGACUCAAUCAGGUCCUGGACCUCCUCAAGAACACAUGGUCGGUUUGUCUGCGACGAGACCGAUGAUUGCCCCGACAGAGGCUGCAAAGCCAGAACUCAACAGCGGCAGACUCUAUGCCGAGGUUGCUAUUCUCUCCAGACAAGACAGGGAGCUGCACAAAGCUUCAGACGUGAUCGGACUGUCUGAAGCCUGA